This is a messenger RNA of Lathyrus oleraceus (garden pea), 4040 nucleotides long. Its product is annotated as exonuclease V, chloroplastic. Bases 2543 to 3814 code for a protein of 423 amino acids. NCBI's taxonomy places the organism in Eukaryota, Viridiplantae, Streptophyta, Magnoliopsida, Fabales, Fabaceae. Gene Ontology annotation, molecular function: single-stranded DNA 5'-3' DNA exonuclease activity. Gene Ontology annotation, biological process: interstrand cross-link repair. The transcript is spliced from 2 exons. Gene Ontology annotation, cellular component: nucleus. The record is from RefSeq and is a predicted model, not a curated record.
AAAUGAGACAUUUUUAAUAAAAUAUCCAAACAAUGGAGUGGGAUUGGAAGAUCUUUUAUGUCUUUAUUUUAGUCUGUUUCUUAGGUUUGCAAUCAGUUAGUUGUAGGGGUCACUCUAUUGAAGAAGAUGACAACUAUCCAUUCAGUGGGUUUUAGAAGGAUUGAUUAAUUGCUGUGUUUUAUAUUUCGUGUUCUCUACUUACAUUUGUUUUAACCUCUAUCAAAAAGACACUCUAACUCCUACGGUAUACAUAUAUGGUUCGGCUCAAAUAAGGGGAAUGAUUGUUCUUUAUUCUUCUUUUUUUCAGAAUCUCUCAUAUUGGAAGAUGUUAAAAGAAGCUACUAUUUUCUAAGCUUAACCACACUUGCAUUUGUCAUAAGAUCAACUGUGUUAGUAACUAGCGGUAGUUCUACUCCUUCAUCAGAAAAACACAGGAAAAAUUAUGCAAUAAUUGAUUUCACAUAUUACUUUAUCAGAAAACAUCAAUAGAAUACAAGCUGGUUGGCAAUUUGCAUAACAUUUUGUUCAGUAGAGACAAUGCAUGCUUUUGUAACAGGUAGAUGAAGUAAAACAUUUCAUCUUGAAACUUUUGCAAGUGAAAUAUUACUCAUUUGAAAAGGCUGAAGUGCCAACCAUAAAGUAAUGCAAGGGUGCAGGCAGUAUAAGCUAUUGGAUUGUUCUAUAAUCCCUGUGAAUAAGGGUAUUGGAUUUUUCCCAUACUGAAAAGAAUCACUGUAUUGUUUCGAAAAUGGAAAAGUUUCAGGCCAAGCUAUAUAUAAUUUUAGAGCUGGUUCUGUUUUUCUUUUAGUAUUGCUUAGCAUGUUCCCAUACUGAAAAGAAUCACAGUAUUAUUUCGAAAAUGGAAAAGUUUCAGGCCAAGCUAUAUAUAAUUUUAGAGCUGGUUCUGUUUUUCUUUUAGUAUUGCUUAGCAGGUAAAUUUUAUCUAGCCAGGGCUACUUGUCUGCGACUUCUUGAACUUAUUUGCACCCUUCAGUAUAUGAUACUUUCUGUGUAUGUGUUAAGUGCAAAUGCAUGAUACCUUCAUGCUUGAUCAUUAUAUCUAAACUAUAUUUAUUUGUUUUUUUUAGAUUCUGGAAACAGAUGGGGCGCCAUUUCAUUUAUGUGUUGUUGCAUCCUAUUUUUCAGGGUAGUCCCUUUUCUGGUUUUGAAAACCACAGCUAGAUGGAAAUUUGUUAUUUUGUAUAAUUGGGGAAGUUUUUCUUUGCAUGUUCAACAUUUUGUUCACUUUCUAGUCCUGGUUACUGCCACAGUUUAUUCCUCGUUUUAAUGAAUGCCUUCUAAUAUUGAAUCAGUGACUUUUAGAGAUGUCCAUUUUCCGCUGUGACCUAUUUAAUUGACAAAUUAAGUAGUAAGCUGCAAAACUAGUUCAGUGUUAAUGGUAAACUUUUAAAAAUUAGAGCCUAUGAACUUGUGUCUCUUUGUGAUGGAACCUUGCUAGUGUGUGAAAUUAUUUCAGUUGAGUUCAAGAUUGUUCUUAAUUCCUUCAAGAGUUCUUUCCCCCUAAGGAUCAAUGUAUUUGUUACUCUAAACCGAUGUUAAAUUGAAUAUGAAAUUGAUUUCAUGCUGCUGUGGGUUUUAUGGAAAAUGGAAUGUAAUAUGUUACAAAUUUCUCGUGUGCAAAGCUUGCUAUUGGGUUGACAUUAUCCCAAGACUAUUUGGCUGUGAAAAAUAUACACUCAAUAGUAAAAACUUGUUAGUUCACAAUGCUAUGCCCCGUCCUUUAUUGAUUUGCCGUCCCAAAUUGCAAGACGAGGUUUCAAGGGAGUGUAUCAUCAGUUUGCUUGAUCACAAGCUAGCUGGUAUAUCAUGUUAAAUACAGAUGUUGGGAAUUUACCUGGUACAAGGUGGCAUUUAAGGCUAAGUAAAAUGCAUUUUAUGGAAGCUGAUACUGUUAUGGAGAAAAAGAGUAAAGGAUGAAGGACAUUUAGCUUCAAGAUUGUUUGUAAUUACCUAUGAAGCACGGACACUCCAAAAAUGACCCCGACCCUGACAUGGCGACACUGGUAAUAAUUUUAAAAAAUGAAUAAAUUAAAUGUUCACAAGUGUCAGUACACGUGUCCGACCCCGACACGGACACGUUUUUUUUUCCAGAGGUGUCGGUGCUAUAUAGGUAAUUAUCCUAGAAGUAAUGAAAUCCAAGCUAGAAGCAAGAAAAAGCGAAUGAAAAAAUAAUCUGAAAAACAAAAUUGCUAGCUCUUUUCUUUUCUGUUAGUAUCUCUAAUAUGCUAAUAAUGAAUGUGGCCCUCCAUUAAAUUGUCCACCACAAAACUUGCUUUGUUUUUCUAUCUUUUAUUAUGCUUCCUCUUUUGGAUAUGUCUGCUUUCUUUGAAACCUAGUCCCUGUACUAAGAUUCUUUUCUUCUAAUAAUUUUCCUUUCUUGCUGGUUAAGAUUUCCAAUUCUUACUUCCCUUUUAAUAAAAUUUCAAUACUUUAUCAAAUUUAACUCUCUUUAUAUGAGCUGGUGUGCAAGUAAUACUGCACUCCAACCCCAAUUCUAAAACUAGCUGAAUCAGGUACCAUCAUGGCAGGAACAUCGUCCAAAAUUCCGAUUGAGAUCGUAAGCGAUGAUGAGAUGGCUUCCAUUGAUGCUGCGUUAUCUUCUGCCGCCUGUUCUUCAGUCACUCCUGCUGCUGCCGUUCCUGCUGUACAUUCACCAGCACCAGCACCAGCACCCCGGAUUCGCAGAAAUAGCACAUCUAUUCAAUCAGUUACAACUAAAGCCAAGAAAGGGCCAUUCACGUGUUCCGAAUCCGACAUUGAAGAUAUUGGCAGUUUUGCAAGUACUAGUAGGAAGAAGUCUAGAGAAGAUGACACAUUACUGCAUCGAUUUAGGAGCAAGAGGGGAUUGUUUGUCACUGAUAUCACCAGGACAGAAUGGUGCGAAAAGCAAAUGGAAUUUUCUCUCUUUUCUGAAGAAUGGAAGAACCAUGAAGCCAAACCAGAUUUGGCCUUUGUUUAUGGAGGAGGAAGUAGGAAGAGUAAAGCGAUGAGAGCUGGUAUAGAUCGACACGCUCAGCUUGAACGAGAAGUUCUAGAAUCCAUGGAAGUGAAUGUGAGCUCACGCGAAGAUAUUAUGGCGCUGAAGCUUGUUAAUUUCAUCAAUGGUGUGAAUCAACUGUUGUUCGAAGGACUAACUCGCGAGCUUCCUAUAAUAAGCUUUGAUUUUGCACAAGGAAUAUGGAUUGUUGGAAAGAUCGAUGAAAUUUGGAUGUCUAAUGCAAAAAACGAUCAUAAUCCGGUACUAGUAGAAAUAAAGACUCGAUACCGAGAUACAGUUCCUGCAGAAUCACAAAAAAGAAACGGAAGGAUUCAACUAAUGUGUUACAAGUAUUUGUGGGACAAUUUAGUUGCUCAUGCAGAUCAUGAUUUCCCUUCUAAACAACUAUUCGAUUAUUUCGAGUUAAAUCCUCGACGUUUCUUAUGCAAAGAUCUACAAACAGCGUGCGUUGAUUCCGGAAUCUCAGCAUCGAGACUCUCUGAUUUGGUGGUGUGUUACCAAAAUACGUGUAAAAUGUUGUCCCCUGCUAGCGAUAAGCUUGUGUUGAGAUAUGAAUCUCAGAGGGAUCAGUCAGUAUUGGAAGAAGAAGAAUUUAUGUAUGAUGAUGGUUGGAUAAAGAAUGAAAUUAGGAGUUGUGUUGAGUUUUGGACUGGACAAAGAGAAGCAAGUUAUGUUGAUGAGGAAGAGGAAUGGAAAUGUGGUUUCUGUGAUUUUGUUUCUCAGUGUCCUGCUUAUACUGAUGAUUCUGAAAGCACAGAAACCAUUUCAGAGGAUGAUGACUCAAGUGAGGGAUAACAUUUAAAGGAAUAGUCUAAUAGGAUGAAAACUCGGAUAAUUUCAAAUAUAUAAAAAAAUAAAAAAUACUGUAAAAUUACAUAGCUACGAUGAAUACCAUGUUUUCUGAAAUUACAUAGCUAUAAUGUAAUAUCCAACCGUUGAUUCUUAAAAUUUAAUGUUGAUAGUGAGUUAUUAUUAAACAAUUGUCUUAAAAGUUUAAUAGAAAAGUUUAUUUUAUUUUUUA